Molecule: messenger RNA, 892 nt
Organism: Saccostrea echinata
Lineage: Eukaryota; Metazoa; Mollusca; Bivalvia; Ostreida; Ostreidae
Exons: 3
Coding region: 90-860 (256 amino acids)
Source: RefSeq, a predicted model, not a curated record
UUCCAGUGGAUAUGGACAACCAGAAAUAUGACCAUUUUCUCUUUUUAAAUGGAACAAAUUGAUGAUUUCAAUGAAGAAAACUGUUAUCUAUGGCAAUUUCAUUUACGACGUUGUGCAUUGUGAUUUUGAUCGUGUUUUGUGGUGUUAAUACCCACAAUGCCUCAGAAACUGCUCAUGUAUACACUUACAACAUGUAUAUACCCGACAUAAGCAGUCAAACAGAUGAUGCUGAAAGUAAGUUCGUAUACUGGAAAAGUCUCGAGAAAGCCUUCCAGGAAAAUCCCGAGGCAAUCAAAUCAGCUCUUCUGAUAAGUUAUUUGAGGAAAAGUUUUCCAACUCGUAUUUACUUGGACCAGUACGGAAAUCGUUACACAUGGGACCGAAAUCGAGGGUUUGUUCCCGUUAACCAGUAUAGCAAUCCUGGGUUCACAAAUUAUCACCAGACACCAAUGUUCACAAACUACCAUCAGACAGCCAUGUACCCAAACUACCAAACUCGCGUACCUAUGUACCAAAGACUCCCUCCCCCUGUCUUUUGGACGCAGUCUCCUCAGGGUUGGAUUCCGGUCAGUUCGGACCCUUUCUUUGCUUCUUAUACCUCACACCCCAUUAACAUUAACAACUACUGGUGCGACCCCACCGUAACAGACUUCAACAAUGUUAUUCCCCAGCUUUCAACGGAAGUCAGUGCGGAGGAUCCUUGCAUGCGUCAACAGCUUCCAGACGAAUUUGGAUUAGUCGCGUCCUCUGGAAUGGCCGACAUGUUAUGUGCUCUUUGUCAAACUUUAAAAAGCAUGGAGUGCGUUUGGAAAUUCUGUUCUCAUCCUGAUGGCGUGUAUAAAGUUAAACUAAAUUACUGACCAUAAGACCCCUGUGAGAUUGAAUACAUACA